UUCGAGCUUUGUUGGCUAUAUAUCUUAUUUUUUUGUCGAAGUGGGUUCAUUUGGCUUUGUUUAUUGAGGCUUACCUGACAUAGGUUUCUAGGUUUUUGUGGUUAGAGAUCUGAAAUUGUGGGUUUGAUACCUUGGUUUUGGAUAAGGAAUGUCGAAGUACAGAGAGUUUAGGUGGACCUUUAUCCCUAGUUUUACAUUCAGCAGGAGGAUGGCUUGCACGUCUCUACAUGGAAGAAUAUGGGAAAUCAGAUAUUUCCCUGUUAUUGACUCUUGGAACCCCCCACCAACCACGGGGUUAUUGAUCAAACAAGGGGACUCCUGUAUUAUGUUGAAAAGAAUUGCUCAAAAGCUGUUUACACUCCUGAACGGAAAUAUGUAUCUCCAAGGUGCUCUCUUAUUUGGCAACUCAAGUGGAAGUGUUGAUUCUGCAAUUCCAAUAGAGAGUUUAGAACCCUCAUCAGAGGUUGCUGUUAUAAAUGAUGUGAGCACUUCAACAUCAACCACACCCACUUUGCGUGCACGCUUCGUGGGGCAAGGGUAUAAGCAGGUUUGUGGGCAGGGAUAUAUAUAUAUAUAUAUAUAUAUAUAUAUAUAUAUAUAUUCAAAGAAACCCUGCAGUAGCAUCAAAGAGCCUAAGCAAUGGAGCAACUGCUAG
Rosa chinensis is the source of this 655-nucleotide messenger RNA. RefSeq lists its product as uncharacterized. Lineage: Eukaryota; Viridiplantae; Streptophyta; Magnoliopsida; Rosales; Rosaceae. Gene Ontology annotation, cellular component: chloroplast. The record is from RefSeq and is a predicted model, not a curated record. The transcript has 5 exons. The coding region runs from base 149 to 655 and encodes 168 amino acids.